Molecule: messenger RNA, 2695 nt
Organism: Brienomyrus brachyistius
Lineage: Eukaryota; Metazoa; Chordata; Actinopteri; Osteoglossiformes; Mormyridae
Product: MOB kinase activator 2-like
Exons: 5
Coding region: 466-1131 (221 amino acids)
Biological process (GO): signal transduction; positive regulation of protein phosphorylation
Cellular component (GO): cytoplasm; nucleus
Molecular function (GO): protein kinase activator activity
Source: RefSeq, a predicted model, not a curated record
UCCGGGUUCCCUGUAUGAGGCAGCGCCUGGUCGCAGAAGCGGUUGAGUAACCCAUGCAGCCGUUCAUGACCCAAGACGGCACAGCAGCACCCCCCGGGACUCCUUCUCUUUGGUCCUGUAAAAGGAAGAGGAGCUACCUUACAGCGGAGCACAGCAACGGCUGUCGGGACCAAAAGGACCGGCUUACACCGCCAUAGUUGUCAGCGAUUGCCUGUCUUAAGCUGAAAGUCAAUGCGGUCCUCUUUCGAGUGCCUUCUAGAGGAGUAGCGCCGGGCUUGCCGUUAUGCUCCACUUUCUCCUUAUUGGCAACUCCUACUUCCAAAAUUGAGAAACCCUAAAUAACCUGCGGGUAAAAGUAUAAGCAUCCCCCUACGGAGAAGUUGUCCAAUAAAAGGUUGGAGGGACCCAGAUAAGCCGGGGGACGCCUCCAGAAGGCAGUGGAUCUAUCCUACCCUCCCAGCCAUCAUGGACUGGUUAAUGGGGAAGUCCAAGGCGAAGCCCAAUGGGAAAAAGGCACCGACGGAGGAGAAGAAGCCUUACCUGGAGUCGGAGUACACCAAAGCACGGGUGGUGGACUUCGACCUGAAGGAGUUGGUGGUGCUGCCCCGAGAGAUCGACGUUAAUGAAUGGCUCGCCAGCAACACGACAACCUUCUUCAAUCUCAUAAACCUGCAGUACAGCACAAUCUCCGAGUUCUGCACUGGAGAGACCUGUCAGGCCAUGACGGCAUGCAGCACGAUAUAUCAUUGGUAUGAUGAGAAGGGAAAGAAGACAAAAUGUACAGCCCCACAAUAUAUAGACUUCGUCAUGAGUCUGGUUCAGAAGCUGGUGACAGACGAAGACAUCUUCCCCACAAAAUAUGGUAAGGAGUUCCCCAGCGCUUUCGAAGCUGUGGUGAAGAAGAUCUGCAGAUACCUGUUCCAUGUGCUGGCUCACAUCUACUGGGCGCACUUUAAGGAGAGCGUGGCACUGGAGCUGCAGGGCCACCUGAAUACGCUGUAUGCACAUUUCAUCGUAUUUGUAAGGGAGUUCAACCUGGUGGACCCCAAGGAGACCUCCAUCAUGGACGACUUGUCAGAGGUCCUUUGCACACCCCUGCCCGCCGCACAGAACCACGUAACGGAGAGAUGAGCCGGCCCGUAUGCAGCCUGUGCAGUGGGAGGAUCCGGAACGGGGAGGGCUGAGCUGGCUGAGCUGCCGUCGGCACUUAGAGACCUUCCAGACCCUGAAUGUGGCUGUGAGCAGCGGGGCCAUCACACCAGCAGGAAUUGGUGUGCGCUAUUUUCCUGGCGGAUCCCGCCUACCCGCCCAGCCCUUUAAAUAACAAUCAUCUUUUUGUUUUUUUGUUUCCUUUUAUUUAAUUUUCUUUUACCCUCCAUACUCCCUGCUGUUGUAUUUCCCGGAGCGUUUCUGUUCUCUCUUCAGUUUCCUCUCUGCUCUCAUCCUUGCGCGGUGGCUUUGCCAGUGUCCAGAGUCCUAUGGUAUGAUGUUACUAUGGAUAUGAAACCCAGAGAGUGACCUUUCCAGCUGGCACAGCUUUAGGGUGAGCCCGGGCUCCGUCACUGUCCCGUACCGGCAGGGUGACCCCGGGCUCCAUCACUGUCCCGUACCGGCAGGGUGAGCCCGGGCUCCGUCACUGUCCCGUACCGGCAGGGUGAGCCCGGGCUCCGUCACUGCCCCAUACCACAGCCAGCCUUCUGCUUGGAUUGACCCUUCUUUCCUCACUUUGUUUUGGAUUUUAUUUUGGGAGACAGGCACAUUCUGAGAGGCCUUCCCACUCAGGACACGUGAGGGCAUAUGUUACUGCUGCCAACUGCGGAGAGAGCCGCGAGAAAAUACUGUUUUUAUGUUAACACAGUCUCACGUGUAAUAUUGAAGUCAAGUAAUCUGGUUGCCACUUAACUAUAUGUUUGUAUGUAUGUAUGUAUGUAUGUAUGUAUGCUUCAAAGCUCUGGUGUGCAUGGAGACAACAUAAAGGACAUUAGUCUUUGACUCAGAGGAAGCAGACCCUGCAAUGUAGAACUUUUGGUUUUGCUCAAAAACACAGAAUGAAUUGAAAGUCUGCACUGGGGUGCCCCCUGUGGCACUGGUAAGGUUUGUUAGGGUUUUGGGCCAAUGAAUGAUGCUGCUGCUGCUUUUACUCGCAUAACCAGCACAACAUGAGGACAAAGACAGUUCGUACUGUCUGCUGUACAUGCAACCCCCCCCCCCCCCCAAACAAAAUAGACAUACACAUUCUGUUCAGGGGGCUUAUAGUAGUCAUGAUAUGGCCGUCUGCCCUUUGCAAGCUCGCAAGGGGGUUUUUAAAACUGCGCUGCCCCAACUGACCACCUUGCAUAUGACAUUUCCAUCCCCAGACGCCACCCACCCCAUGUCUUGCCUGUCCUCUGACAAAGGCUUGAGUGUGUCUGUCUGUCUGUAUGUGUGUGUGUUUGCACACUGAUGGGACGGCAAACCCAAGAGAGAGAAUGGUAAUUCCAGUAAUCACUGUGUAUGACUCUGUCACAGGCAGUAGAGAGAGCUUUCUUUUUGGACAGCCUCUGUGUUUGAGGAGGGAUUUUAUUUAUUUCUUUUUUUUAAUAUUUGCAGGGUUCUUCAGUUCUGGCUUUCGUUUUAUGUGUUUUUAAUUAUCUAAGUUAAAAGCAUUUAAUAUUUUAAGCUCUGCAAAUUAUAAUCUAAUAAAAUAUAAAAUAUA